AUGGAGUUCGAGUAUCAUCCCGAGCUGCUUGAUCAUAUCUGUGUCAAGGUGCCUCUCACCACCGUGAAUCAUGAAGCUCGCAGCGUUGCCAUCAAAUGGGCUCUAGAGCAGGGCAUUGAGGUCCGUUUCCACGAGGGCAGACAGUGCUCUAUCUUUUUGCGCCCUUUUGACCCAGUGCGCGACGUGAUGUGGUUUAAUCGGGACGUGCUCGAAGACUUUGCUGAAGAGUGCUCGGGUAUGCAUCCGCUAGCCGAUCUUCGACAAAAGCUUUUUGUUCCCAUUAAAAUGGAUCGGUUCGCUGUGUCUGAACAUGUUUGUUGA
Molecule: messenger RNA, 321 nt
Organism: Penicillium coprophilum
Lineage: Eukaryota; Fungi; Ascomycota; Eurotiomycetes; Eurotiales; Aspergillaceae
Exons: 1
Coding region: 1-321 (106 amino acids)
Source: RefSeq, a predicted model, not a curated record